This is a messenger RNA of Colletotrichum abscissum, 219 nucleotides long. RefSeq lists its product as uncharacterized. NCBI's taxonomy places the organism in Eukaryota, Fungi, Ascomycota, Sordariomycetes, Glomerellales, Glomerellaceae. The record is from RefSeq and is a predicted model, not a curated record. Bases 1 to 219 code for a protein of 72 amino acids. The transcript has a single exon.
AUGGAGGUUGGUGGAGGGGACGAGGCUGAGAGAUUAUGCGAUAAACUUUUCAACUUGUGUUUCCCGUCCUCUCGUGUUUCCCCUCCAGCUCCCGUCAAUGGUCAACCAGUCGUUGGAGCACCUUACUUGCUGCCUCGCCCGUUGGCCAUUCAGUCAGGCAAACAAGAUGAAAUAAAAGUGGCUCAGAGGGGUUGCCAUUUGCCUGGCACACCUGGUUGA